Messenger RNA from Austrofundulus limnaeus, 1134 nucleotides. It is a transcript of the gene cth1, whose product is annotated as cysteine three histidine 1. Lineage: Eukaryota; Metazoa; Chordata; Actinopteri; Cyprinodontiformes; Rivulidae. The record is from RefSeq and is a predicted model, not a curated record. Gene Ontology annotation, molecular function: metal ion binding; mRNA binding.
CAGGCCAGCAGUGAGGACCUGUUCCUGCCCUCCUGUCAGGAUGAGGAGCUGGUGGACACCCUGUGCUGUGAGGACUCUGACAGUGGAGGGGAUCUGUCCCUGACCAAGGCCCUGCAGCCCCUGGUGGACUUGCCUCACCCUCUGGAGGUCCCCUGGGGGUCCUCCACCCGCUACAAGACGGAGCUGUGCACCAGCUACUCUGCUGUGGGCUCGUGCAGCUACGCCGAGCGCUGCCAGUUCGCUCACGGCCUCCACGAGCUGCACGUGCCGUCCCACCACCCCAAGUACAAGACGGCCUUGUGUCGCAGCUACCACACGGCCGGCUACUGUUACUACGGCAACCGCUGCCUGUUCGUCCACAGCCCCUCAGAGCGGCGGCAGGUGGUCCGCCGCCGCAGGAACGUGCCCUGCCGCACCUUCAGCUCCUUCGGCGUAUGUCCCUUCGGCACGCGCUGCAACUUCCUGCACAUGGAAGAGGAGGCUCUGGCUGAUGGGGAGAAGACCCCCCAGGUGCAGCCUCGGGAGUGGAAGCCCCGGGGGGCUCUGUGCCACACCUUCAGCUCCUUCGGCUUCUGCCUCUACGGCACGCGCUGCCGCUUCCAGCAUGGCCUGCCCAACAAGACCCGCAGCUCCCAUCUGUCCCUGCCCUCGGACCGCACCUCCUCCAACAACUCCACCUGUUCGUCCCCGCUGUCCGCCUCACCUGGGACCACCCCGUCCCCGGACAUGGCGGUCCACAACGCCUUCACCUUCUCCAGCCAGCACCUGAGCGACCUGCUGCUGCCGCUGGCCCUCCACCUGCAGCAGCUGGAGGGGUCCAAGUCCCAGGAGGUGUGGGACAGCYGGGCCCUGUGAGGCUGCAGCCAGGGGACUAAACACCAGCACUACUCUUUAUUUUAUUUUUGAUCUCUAUUGAGGGUAUUUAGCUGUGUGUAGCUCCUUCUUUUGUUUUUUKUUUUUUUUUUUUUUUAUUGGAUCUUUGACUUGUCUGUCGGCAGGUCGAGGUAGACACAAACUUCCUGUUCAAGUUGAACAGGUCCAGCUCUUUUUACAUUAUUUUUAACUGUAUUGUCAGUAAGUUGUAUAAAUUUGUCUAAACUUGACAUUGUAAAUAAAUUUUUAAACUACAUUAAA